AGCAACGCAAAAACACGGAUAAUAGAACAACUGCAGAGCAUCGUUGGUCUGUUCCGCACAGAGAAAACCCUUCCCGCCGAUCCAGCAACCUCCCCCGAAUCCCGCGUCCCUCUGAGCGCCUGGUUUCUGCUGCUGCACCCGCUCCGCCGCUUCAGUCUUGCUCCUUCGCGGUCGGAGGCACCUGGAGCCAGCAACCCUUACACGUCCCGAAAACACCCCCGCACGUCAUACACUUGCUUCUAAUCAGCAAAAGCAACACAUUGCAGAGGAGUUGUUUGUUGGUUAAAGAGGGAGCGGCCCGUGCAGAUCCUCAGAGCUUCGCAAACGUUUAAGUCGCUCUCAGCCCCACUAUUAGCUUCUCCAACCACCCUCCGAGAACCAACACCACACAAAUCAAGACAAUGGCAGAUUUGGACUAUAGCAGACGGAACAAGGUUCCCAGACCCCUCUCCGAAUCGGAGAAGGCACGUUUGGAAGAGUUCAUUGAUUCGAUCCAUUAUUCCGCCAGGUACUCUGACGAUGAAUUCGAAUACCGACAUGUCCAGCUUCCCAAGAAUAUGCUGAAGGCCAUCCCGAAAGAAUACCAUGACCCAUCGAAGGGCACGCUGAAGUUGCUGUGGGAAGAAGAAUGGAGAGCGCUGGGCAUUACUCAAAGUCUUGGAUGGGAGCAUUAUGAAGUGCAUGAGCCAGAGCCACAUAUACUCCUCUUCAAGAGACCUAUCAACUAUGUCCCCCCGGGCCAAUAG
Molecule: messenger RNA, 746 nt
Organism: Amorphotheca resinae ATCC 22711
Lineage: Eukaryota; Fungi; Ascomycota; Leotiomycetes; Helotiales; Amorphothecaceae
Exons: 4
Coding region: 402-746 (114 amino acids)
Biological process (GO): regulation of mitotic cell cycle
Cellular component (GO): cyclin-dependent protein kinase holoenzyme complex; SCF ubiquitin ligase complex
Molecular function (GO): ubiquitin binding; protein kinase binding; cyclin-dependent protein serine/threonine kinase activator activity
Source: RefSeq, a predicted model, not a curated record